Molecule: messenger RNA, 1879 nt
Organism: Alosa sapidissima (American shad)
Lineage: Eukaryota; Metazoa; Chordata; Actinopteri; Clupeiformes; Clupeidae
Gene: metrnla
Product: meteorin like, glial cell differentiation regulator a
Exons: 4
Coding region: 319-1173 (284 amino acids)
Biological process (GO): positive regulation of brown fat cell differentiation; energy homeostasis
Molecular function (GO): hormone activity
Source: RefSeq, a predicted model, not a curated record
GCUUUGUCCGUCAGCUGAGCCUGUGACGUUUGGUGGAAUCUGAAGUAGUUCUGAGUAGUCGAGAAGAUAGGCUACUCACUGCGCUUUUGAGGAACGCAAACUCAGAAGUGCCAUCGUAGGUGAACGGACAUAAUGUGAAGUAACUCUAGAUAUUUUUAAAACGGUUUACCGAAAACUAAUAGCCAACAGUUUAGGUCUUGGUUACUUUUAUGUGUAUACGGAAACACAAUGUAGGUGAAGUUGCGGAAACGGAUUAUUUUUUACCUGAGUUCCAAGUGACCUACUAUCGAAUUGGGGAGGAAAGACGGUGGGACAAACAUGCUCUCACCGUUUUUGGCGUUUUUACUAUCUGCUCUGAUUUUAUGUCGGAUAGCAGUCUCUCAAUAUUCCAGUGACCAGUGUAGUUGGAGAGGAAGUGGUCUGACCCAUGAAGGCCAUGCGCGGGACGUGGAGCAGGUAUAUCUGCGCUGCUCGCAGGGCUCCCUGGAGUGGAUCUACCCGACGGGCGCCAUCAUCGUCAACCUGCGGCCCAACACCAUGUCGCCGGCGGCCGCACGCCUCUCCGUCUGCAUCAAGCCCUCGGCCGAGUCCAGCGGCACCAACAUCUACCUGGACCGGUCGGGCAAGCUGCGCCUGCUGCUGCGGGAGGAGGAACAGGCGGGUGCGCGCGUCCACUGCUUCAGCAUCCAGGAGGGCGCCGUGUUCAUCGAGGCCGUGCUGCACCAGGACAUUAGCCGCCGCAUCACCGCCUUCCAGUACGAGCUGGUCGCCGACCUGCCCGGGACCAACUCGCUCACCGCCCCCUGCCAGCCGUGCAGUGACGCGGAGGUACUCCUGGCCGUCUGCACCAGCGACUUCGUGGCCCAGGGCAGCAUUGUGAGCGUGGAGCAGGAGGAGGAGCGGUCCUCAGUCACUGUGUCUCUGAGCCGGCUGCUCCGGCAGAAGACGCGGGUGUUUGUGUCGGGGGGCGGGCGGGCCAAGCGCUGGACUGGCCGUGUGAAGAUGCCCCAUCAGUGUGGCGUGAGGCCUGGCGAGGGCGACUUCCUCUUUACAGGCACGGUGCGCUUCGGCGAGGCGUGGCUCGGCUGCAUGCCGCGCUACAAGGACUUCCUGACGGCGUACCGGGAGGCGCAGAGACUGGGGACCAACCCGUGCCACGUGGACACGGACUGAGACCGCAGAGCACACCCAUCGCGACCCCGCGACCCCAACCCCAGACCCCUACUCGCACGUCUCAGGCCCCUGAGAGCUCAAAGCUGGGGCUUCUCCUGGAAGACUUGGGUUGGGGGGGAGGGACCCACUCCCCCUACAGACAGCCCAGGUGGCCUCUCCAGUGCACUGAGGACCGUGUGGAGCACUGAGGAGAGACAGACUCAAGUGCCCCCAGUAGCCUCCUCAGAUGCUGGCUCAAGGCUUAGCACGGCAGAGGCUACGGCUUUUAAAUGUGACGAGAUGUCGGACUUCUUGCAAAGCCAUCCACUGUGGAAAUGCCUUUGCUUUUUUUUAAAAAAAAAAGAAAAAGUGGAAACAGUCAUUCUCUCAUUGAUCGCACUUCCACAGCUAAAUGUGAGAAGAGAAUGUAGCAGACUCUGUAAAAAGUGUAAAAAAGAAGUAAAAAUGUGAAAGAGCAUUGUGAAAUGGAGAGUUCCAAAUGCUUUGUAAAAAGCUUCUAUGUACAGUUUUUUUUUUUGGUUGUUUUUUUGCUGUUUGUUUCUUAUGACAGAAAUGUAUCGAGUUGAUGCCUUUUUUUUUUUUUUUUUACUUUUUUUUUAAGAAAGGAAAAGGUUGUGAAGUGCAAUUUCAGUCUGUAUUAUUCCUCAGGCUGUUCAAUUGUAACGGUUACCUUCCAGAGAUUAAAAAAAACAAAACCUUUUUGGAA